Molecule: messenger RNA, 1725 nt
Organism: Mustela erminea (ermine)
Lineage: Eukaryota; Metazoa; Chordata; Mammalia; Carnivora; Mustelidae
Product: collagen alpha-1(I) chain-like
Exons: 3
Coding region: 1-1725 (574 amino acids)
Source: RefSeq, a predicted model, not a curated record
AUGACCGCGCGGUGCAAUCCGCGCGCGCCCGCCACGGCGUCCAAGGGGUCGGCCCGGCCGCCGUCCGCACAGCCCCGCACGCGCUCUCCCCGCGGGCGCUGCGAACUGCCGCGCGCGGCGACAGCAAGGCCAGCGGCCCCGCAGCCCGGGGACAGCGCGCCGGCAGGCUCGCGCCGCGGUCUGCGCUGCGCGCGGCGUCCCCCCGAAGGGACGGGCAGCGCGGCGGGAAGGGGCGCACCGGGCUCCCCGGGUGCACGUGCGAGGCCGGCCGUCGGCCGGGACCGGCGAGGAAGGCGGCGCCCCGCCCCCGAGCUGUCCGGUGCCGAGGGCUUCGCAGCGACGCGGGGCGCCCCAGCCCAGCGCGACCUUCGCGGGGUCCGCACGCGCUCGCAGAGGUCGCGCGGCCGCGGUGCGGUGCGGUGCGGUGCGGUGCGGUGCGGUGCGGCCGGGGUCCGCCGCUCUCCGGCCCGGCCGCGCCAGCCACGCGGACCCCCGGCCCGGGAGCCGAGCGUGCGGGGGGAGGCACUGCGGAGGCCGCGGCCGCCCCGGAGGCGACGGCCCCGAGGACCGUGUGAGGUCACGCCCUGGAGGCCCCGACCUGCCCUGACGGGGCUCCCGCCCGCGCGGAGACGAGGAGACCCGCCGCCCCGGGGACGCUGCUCGGCUCCCGCGGACCCGCCGGCCCGGCCGCCCCGGCCCAGCACCCCUGCACGCGCCGCCCCGACCGCGGCACGCCCCCAGCCCCCGGAGCCGCGGCCCGAGCCCUCGGGCGGUCCCGCGCGGAGGCAGAGGACCGCCCGGCACUCACCUGCCCUGCCGCCGCCGUGCCCGCCGACCCCUCCAGCCAACCGGGCCUGCGCCGCAGCCCGCCCGUUCCCAACCACGCGGCGCCCGCACGGACCGGGACACGCAGGACACCGACUCUCCGCCGUGACGCGGCCGCGCGACCCGGCAGCCCUACGCGCCGCACUUCCGGAGCCGCCGGAAGCUCCGGCCUCGCUUCGCGCCUCGGCCGCCGGAAGUCCCGCCGCGACCUCCGCCCCGCGCCGGAAGUUCCCUUCGCAGCCUCCGUCGCCGCCGCGACGGCGGAAGUCCCGCCCCCGCCCUGCGCCCCGGCCGGAAGUCCCGUAUCGCGAGGCGGGGUCCGAGUGCGCGGGCGGCCGGGGGCUGGGGGGUGCGGCGGCGCUCGUGGGCGCCCGAGACGGCCCGCCCUCGCCCCGCGGCGCCGGCGCUUGCCCGGAGGUGAGCCCCGAAGGGCCGAGCCACGGACUGGGGGGCGCGGGCGCUCGCGCGGACCCGCCGGCGCGGCCCCCGGUACUCACUGCGGCGGGCUCGCGCGGGGGUCCUCGACCCCCCCAGGGCGGCGUCCAUCGGCUCGGGUCGGGGGCGCCGCUGGGGGCGUCCGGGCCUGCGAGUCCCCGCGGCCGCACGCUGCGGGCUGCGGGCUGCGGCGGAGGCUGCCGGCCGCGCGGCUCCCGAAGGACUCCCGUCAGCUGCUCGCCGCGGAAGGGGGGACUGGCUGGUCUCCGCGCGGGCUGCGGGGGACGGGCCGGCCGAGGCCUCCGACAGCCACGGCCGCGCCGCGACGGUCCCGGGGGCCGAGCGGCGGGACGGCUCCGGACGCGCGGGGCUCCGGCCGGCAAGGCACCGCCCGCCGUCGGCUCCCGGGACCGUCGCGGCGCGGCCGUGCGGGAAACAAGCGUGAUGGAGCUGGGGACCCGGUAG